UGGCAGUGCAUUACCAUUUGAAGGUGAAUUCAGUUGUGAUGUUACGAUUGGUGGGAGAACCCACCGACAGCUCAUCCGUGUUUCUGAGAAGCAGCUACGACUCCUUGGGUCUGAUGUGGUAGACAGUUUCGGACUAUGGUCAGUUCCGAUGGACGCUUUCUGCAACCAUGUUUCGAGUUCGUCUAAUUUUGGUUCUUCGUUCGAGUCUGAGUUUCCGAGCGUUUUCACCGACAAGCUGGGUUUAUGUACGAAGACUAAAGUGAAAUUGGAACUGAAAGAAAAUUGCAAGCCUGUUUUCCGUCCAAAACGUCCGGUCGCAUAUGCCAUGUACGAUGCUGUAGAUUGUGAACUAGAUCGGUUGGAGCAGUUGAAGGUUAUAACACCGGUAGAUUAUUCGGAAUGGGCUGCUCCAAUCGUCGUCGUCCGUAAAGCGAAUGGUACAGUUCGCAUUUGUGGUGACUACUCUACGGGACUCAAUGCCGCUCUCCAGUCUCACCAGUAUCCUCUCCCUUUACCUGAAGACAUUUUUUCGAAACUGGCUAACUGUAGAGUCUUCAGUCAAAUAGAUCUUUCCGAUGCAUUUUUACAAGUGGAAGUCGACGAAGAAUUUCGAAAUUUUCUUACCAUCAACACACAUCGCGGGUUACACCACUACAAUCGUCUGCCGCCAGGUGUGAAAGUUGCCCCAGGUGCAUUCCAGCAAAUUAUAGAUGCCAUGCUAGCUGGACUUGGGGGUUGUUCUGGCUACCUCGAUGACGUAGUAGUAGGUGGUCAAAACGAGCAGGAACAUAACCGCAAUUUGAAAGCUGUUUUGCAGCGAAUUCACGAGUUUGGGUUCACUAUCAAGGCCGAGAAGUGUUCGUUUGGCCGGAAUCAAAUCCGGUAUCUCGGUCAUAUCAUCGAUUCCAGUGGGUUACAACCAGAUCCUGCCAAAAUCGAAGCUAUUGUCAAGCUGAAACCACCCACAGACGUUUCUGGUGUGCGCUCUUUUCUGGGGGCAAUAAAUUAUUAUGGGAAGUUUGUCCCGAACAUGCGGAAGUUGCGAUAUCCCCUAGAUAAUCUGCUUAAGACAGAAACAAAAUUUCUCUGGACACCAGAAUGUCAAGCUGCAUUUGAUCAAUUCAAAGCUUUCCUUUCAUCAAACCUUUUACUCACACACUAUGAUCCGAGGAAAGAGAUAAUCGUUUCUGCUGAUGCUUCAUCCGUUGGUCUAGGAGCCACCAUCAGUCACAGGUUCCCCGACGGCUCUAUCAAAGCUAUUCAACACGCUUCUAGGGCGCUGACUAAAGCAGAGCGCAACUACAGCCAACCAGAUCAAGAGGGUCUGGCAAUCAUCUUCGCAGUAACGAAAUUUCAUAAGAUGAUCUUCGGGAGACAUUUUCGUCUGCAGACUGACCAUGCCCCGUUGCUAAGAAUUUUUGGUUCGAAAAAGGGGAUUCCGGUUUAUACGGCCAACCGGUUACAACGUUUUGCGCUCACAUUACUUCUCUACGAUUUUGAGAUCGAAUACGUUCCAACAGCCAAGUUCGGGAAUGCAGAUGUUCUCUCUCGAUUGAUAGACCAACACCACAAAUCUGAAGAGGACUACGUCAUUACCAGUGUCAUAAUUGAGGAAGAUGUGAAGUCAGUAGCAUUGGAUUCAAUCAGUGCGUUGCCUCUCAGUUUUAACGUUGUAGCUCAGAGCACUCAAGCAGACGCAACGCUUCGCAAAGUUUGCCGAUAUUUGACGAACGGUUGGCCAAAUGCGUAGCUCGACGAUCCCGAACUCAAGCGUUUUCAGGACAGGCAGGAUUCGCUCACAGUAGUGGAUGGCUGCAUUCUUUUUGCGGACAGGCUUGUGAUUCCAUCGCAACACCGGAACCGGUGUCUUGCUCAGCUACACCAAGGUCAUCCAGGCAUGCAGAGGAUGAAGGCCAUUGCGCGUAGCUACGUCUAUUGGCCCACCUUGGAUAGUGACAUAGUUGGAUACGUGAAAGCAUGUCAACACUGCGCAUCCGUAGCCAAAUCAGCUCCACAUAGUACUCCGGUUCCGUGGCCGAAAACAUCAAAACCCUGGCAGCGGAUUCACGUAGACUACGCAGGACCAAUCGAAGGAGAUUAUUACCUCCUUGCCAUAGACGCAUUUUCUAAGUGGCCAGAAAUUAUAAAAACUGGUCGCAUUACUUCUGCUGCAACGAUUGGCAUUCUCCGGGGCCUUUUUGCUCGCCUUGGAAUGCCAGAAACACUGGUUACCGACAACGGAACACAGUUCACAAGUGCCGAUUUCUCCAAUUUUUGCACAAUGAAUGGCAUCGAACACCUCACGACAGCUCCGUUCCAUCCUCAAUCAAAUGGGCAAGCGGAGAGAUUUGUUGACACAUUCAAACGAGCCAUAAAGAAGAUUCACAAUCGCACAAUCGCAGAAGCUUUAGACGUUUUUCUGCUCACCUAUCGCAGCACGCCGAAUUGUUCUUUACCGGAGGACAAAUCACCGUCUGAGAUAAUGUUCGGUCGUAAAAUCCGGACGUGUUUGCAUCUACUUCGUCCUCCAGUUGUUCAAGUUCCAGAUCAGCUAGUGAGUAAUCAGAAAGGCUUCAAGAAGAACGAUACGGUGUAUGCGAAAGUUUUUUCGAAGAACCGCUGGAAAUGGGUUCCAGGCAUCAUCAUCGAACGAAUUGGACAGGUGAUGUACAACGUUUGGGUAGAACAUAGAAAUAUGCUGCGCUCCCACCUCAUUCAACUGCGUAGCCGAACCGUAGACCCACUGUCAACGAAGCGGUCAGAUUCCCUUCCAGAGCAGUCUCUACCACUGAACGUGUUGCUGGAAGCAUGGAAUAUGAAAGAACCAGCAAAACCGACACCUGAAUCGACGGUAUUGCAGCAUGUUUCAACACAGCAUUCAAGUUCUGCAACGGGACUCUUGAGUUCCGAUCGAACGCUGCAAAAUAUACCGGCGGGGCGUGUUUCUUCAACUCCGCGGCAUGAUAUGUCGCCUCCAUUGGAGUCAAGUCCUGCACCUUUGUCCUCACCGUCGACAUCAUCAACGGAAUCCAACGAUUAUGAAUCGGCGAUUGAGGCUCAACCGAUGGUACCUCUACCUCGGCGGUCUUCAAGGAUCCGAAGACCCCCGCAGUGGUUUGACCCGUACCAUCUCUAUUGAAGAGGGAGAUGUUGUAGACAACAGAUCGACUGGCAACUAUGCUGAUAACCUGUGGCUCGACCUGACAGUUCUAGCUGUGAGCGCUCCGAUGUCAACAAGAGGAAUAAAAGACAGAAGGGAUAAUUAUUUUUGUUAUGAUGUUUUAUGUAACACUGUUGUUCUUUUUAAUCUGUUAUUAAAUGUAGUUAUAAUCGUUAGUUUGUGUUUCAAUUCAAUGUCAAGAAACACACGGCGUAACAGGGGCGAUUCAUAAAUUAGGUGAACAUAAAAUCGUCUAGUGAGGGCAAGUUAAGAAAAAAGUUUUUCGUUGCUUUCAAUCCCUUGUUUGCUCUAUUGCGUCUGCCUGUUAUCGUGAUUGUUUAUAUGAUUGUUAGCGAAAAUUUAAAAAAAUCGCUACUGGAUUUGUUCUCUGCAUGAACCAUUAUGAUCUUACAAGGAACCUGUGUUUUGUCCUAACAGAAAAUAUGAAAAAUUGCACAUAUUUUGUGCGCAUCAAAUUAUUACAUAUAAUAUUGUCGGCCGAUAACAUACUUUCACAUAUAGUUUGCGACUUUUAAAGAAGAAGCACCUUAUCUUUCCCCACUAAUUUCAAGAAUUUCAAGAAUGAAAAUCCAAGAAUCAAAAAAUCUCCUAUCCAAUCUAACGAUAUCAAUGAAUAGUUGUCUAUUGAUGUUGGGUUCCAGCUAACAUUCUAUUUUGAUCUUAAUACCGCUGAUCGAAAGAGCGAAAGAACGGCUCAAAAGAAGUGAUUCACUUACUGAACCUUGACUGAACCGUUCAUCAAAGUGAACUAUUUUGUCCUAGGUAGUGCGGACUGAAUCAAAACGGCUGUCAAAAAAGAUCCAAUGAUCAUGAGUGUUAUUUUUCUUAUAAAAUAAUGAAUAUAAUUAACACUAUGAAAAAGGUAUUGUUACCAAAGGCAAAAAUAAUUAAACUUAUACAAUGAUACACAUAUAACUUAUUAAACGUGCUCUUUAUUUAUUUGCGGUAUUUGUUCGGAAGAUUAUUGUUUAUUGAGGAGUAUCCCAGCAAUCAUAAAUCGUAUAACCAGCGUAUAUACAGCAAAAUAUAUCCCAAAUUUAAGGUGGUAUAUGAUGCUCCUGACCAGGGUUACCAAAUCUACAGAAUAAUUUGCAUUUAUACAGAUUUUUUGAAGUUUUUAAAACCAAGAAUCUGUACAAACAGAUUAUAGAUUUUCGGGAUUUCAUACAGAAUUUACUGAUUUUGAAAGAUAAGGUUCCAAUUUUAUAGAACAACCAGCUGACCCGGCAAACGUUGUUCUGCCAUAUAAAUUACGUCUAGUGAAUAUUUUGACUGUUGAAUAAAAAAUAACUAAUGUAUUGCAAUACAUGUACAUACAUGUAUUGCAAUACAUGUGUGUUCAAAUGUUUCAACGAUCUAUAAAAUUAAUUGAUUAUGAUCGAUGAAGGACAGAUUCCACGUGGAUAUCGAGCAGAUACGUGAAGAUUUGACCGUGUAUUGCAUUGGACCGUGGGAACUUCCCGAACCUGAGUGUGAUGUGGAGAUGGAGUUGAGAUCUAUGAUGUACAGAGAAAUGGACCGGAUCGAUCGGAUCUCAGGAUUCGUCUUUUGCAUUCAGAAACCUGAUCAUUCGUGCUAUGAAAUGUAGCAACCUUGCCUCGGCGCAAAAUAAACUUCAAAAUAAGUAAUCCGUAUUCGUGGAGCAAUUUAAUCUGUAUCAGAUUAGCAGACGCGAAAAUAAUUUUAAAUUGCUUAAAUUUGAAUGAAAAUCAUUACUCAAUGUUGUUUAAAUACUUAGAAAACAGUCCGAACUUAACGAUUCUUCUAUAAAUCUUGUAUACAUCCAGCAACAUGUUGGACGAAAUACGUGUAACUUUGUAAUAGAGCCCAUUAAAGACUGCAUCUCUCUUGUUUGAACAUACGUUCUGUCGUCUGAGCAAAGGCUGUGUAGGCGUUACUCAUGAUAGCGUCUUGCUAUCAUUCCUCGAACCGCUUCUGUUGAUUGUCGUUCGCUCUCUACCUUUGCGAAUAUGUUGACCAUGGUUUAUUGACACAGCUCAAGACAUCCUAGAAUGACGAUGUCCUAACUGCGCCAAUUCAUCAAACGACACACAUAAGAAUCCAUCGAGGGCACUCUUUUGACGUAGGAUUACGUCUUUCGGGAACAUAUUGGGGUACAAAUUGAAAAUCGAAAAUCGAGCACAUUGUGAGAAUUGUCCAAUUUCAAACGCUUAUUGCUCAGUCAUUUCAUGAUGGAUUGAUGAAAUUAUCGCUUCAAUCGAUUUCGACACUUCAUAACUAUUUUUUAUAUUGAACAAAAUAAUAUAUGUCAUGAAACUAACUAUUGAACAAUUGGAAAAUCUCAACCCCUAUCCUAACGGAAAUACCCACUUCUGAUUGGUCGAAAUUGA
Messenger RNA from Toxorhynchites rutilus septentrionalis, 5532 nucleotides. RefSeq lists its product as uncharacterized. NCBI's taxonomy places the organism in Eukaryota, Metazoa, Arthropoda, Insecta, Diptera, Culicidae. The transcript has a single exon. Bases 149 to 1750 code for a protein of 533 amino acids. The record is from RefSeq and is a predicted model, not a curated record.